This is a messenger RNA of Durusdinium trenchii, 2539 nucleotides long. The record is from the annotation of a GenBank genome assembly. Lineage: Eukaryota; Dinophyceae; Suessiales; Symbiodiniaceae.
UAUCAAAACAUUAGUCAAAUCUGACACUAGUGCCUGCUGCAAACGGCUUCGAAGUAUGCCAAAAAAGGCCUCUUUUCUGCUGAGAAGCCGCAGCUGGCUUCGGGAAGAUCGUGGUUUGCAAACCCACGCUUUACAGGCGCCUGACAACCCCAGGUUGCCCAUUGCUUCUCAGUUACGCCCACCAACUUCAGAGCCUGUCCAAAGGUGGUGGCUCAGAGACCUAACACGCGACAAGUCACUCUUCAAAGGUUUGUUUGAGGCCAUGACUGGUCAUGUGCCCCUUUGGGCAGAGCCUAACAGCAGGUCGCAGUGCUUCGGCUUAAUGCGAGCUGGGACCCGCUUCAUGGCAAAGCCCAAAGUGGUCCAAGGAUCUGUGUGGCUGAAGGUUCAAACGCGAGGUGUAUCACCACCAUUGUUCUCGAACCGUUCUGAAGUCCUGUUCGCCACGUGUGACGAGUCUCCGCACCACCGGCAUUUCGCGACCAGUGGGCCUCCUGUCCUACCAAUAACACAGGAUUUUGCAGACGUUUCAGAGAUGUGGAUCGAGUACAACAUGCAGUACGUCAAGCGUAUCCGCGAUUUGGGUCGAGAGCAAGGUCGUACAUCCUACAGCAUCAUCUCCAAGCCAAGAUCUAGAGAAGGUUGCUGAAGGAUUGCACGACGUUGAGACAUCAGUUGAUUUGCAUCUCACUUUGCAGAUGUUGCUUUGACUGACAAAAAUCUCGUCAAGCCUGGAUUGAUGAUUGAAGGUGAUGUAACGUGCCGGAUUGCCUGAGGGUAGAUGGAUGAGGGGUUGCCAACAUGUUUGAUAAUUUGAUAAAACACAUUCAUAUUAUAUACUGUAUAGUACUGUAUAUACGAUUCCUGAGGAUCCCUACCAGUGCUUAGCAUGAGACUCUCAAGCAGGUGUUUUUUCUCUCAAAAGCUCUUGCUCUGAAAGUCUACCAAGUAUAGACUUUGACCUCAAGCAGCUUGUACACUCGGUUGCAACUGUUGGCUUUAAUGUGAAGAGCUCCGCAGCAACCAAGAUACAUGUAGAAACACAAUUUGGAAUUGAAAGUGAAAUGAUCCUUGACCAGAGUUUGCCACAAUCAACGUGGCCAACCGUUAUUUGGCAUUUGCUGCAGGGUACUUUUCACCAAAGUCAGAGGUAAAUUAUUUUGCUUAUUUCAUAGUUUCGUUAGUUCCUUAGUGCUGCGUGUGCGCCUCAUUGCCAAGCAAAGAGGAUAUCACACUCAGGUCUUUCAAUAGCCUCGAGCAUGGUCUGCUGCAUCCAGUAUCUACGUCAUGUCAUGGCUUAAGGUCCGGGGAGGUUCUUGAUCGGGUCCUUUUGUCGACGAGUGAUCCCGGGUACAUUGAUUGACCAAAGCCACACUGAUUAUUGACAUCAUGAUUCUCAAACGUGAUGGCAGCAGUACCUUGUGACUUGUGGGUACUUUAUCACUACUGCAGUGGAUGUGAGAACACGCAGACCGAUUGUGUUCAGCUGGAGAUUCCUAAUUACACCUCCAGUGAUUUACAGUAAUGGGUUGUUCCAGUGAUGCCGUUGUUCCAGUGAUGCCGUUCUUGUUCAGCUGUUCAUAGUUUCAAGGAAAAACAUCAAACAAACACUUUUCGAUCGAAUCCGCAAAAACAUUCCGGAUAUUGGCGACAGACGUCGCAAAAAGAUUCACGUUCUGCGCUUUGCAGCUUAGCAUGAUGGACGAUAGAGUUGCAUUGCCUGCCCUUACGUUCCUUUUUCUAUCAUCGACCUGUCAAUCCAGAUGGAUGACCAAUGUAAUCCGUUAUCCUUGAUAAAACGUCACAAUGUUGCCUCCAUACUUCAUGUCGUGCGUUUGAAAUGACCAAAACCAAGUUUAAAAGGCCUACGAAGGCUUUGGCAGAUUGCUUGGCAAAGCAAGUCACUCUUACUCUUACUAACAAAGGAUACUAGCAGCGGGUUGCACAAAGGCCUAUAGAUGAAUUGUGAAACGUGGCGCGUGAAUAGGAGAUGCCUGUGAUUGACAAACAAUAAUGUAUACUGUAUAUUAGCAAUAUAUUAAACAAUAAUAUACUGUAUGAUCAAAUGAUCAAACAAGAACAUAUUAUACAGUAUUAAUAUAUAUAUAUACUUGCACCACUUUCGACAACCAAAUGCUGUUGGCUUUGUAUCCCCAAUGACUCGCUUCGUGGCGCGACUCAGGCUGGCUCGAGGUUCACGGGGUCCUCCACGGCUGAGAAAUGGCUUCAGGGGAUCGUCAAGAAUACCACAAGUUCCGGUGCAUUCAUCUCGUUGAGUGAGCUGACGCCGACGCAUGACUCACUGGUCUUCGUGCAACUGUCCAGCAUGUCAAAGGAAGAGCUUGAAGAUCCAGCACAAGUUGUUGAAGUUGGCGAUGAGGUGAUGGUCCGGCUCUUGGAUGUCGAUGAGACCGGGCAACGCUUGGGUUCCAUGAUCUGAGCAGACAGAAGGGGGGGUUGACGUCAGAUCAGCAGAGAGAGGUGCCCCUGGGACUCGGCGGCGUCGCACUGCCGGCCUGGUGCCAAAGCUGUGCCGACG